Messenger RNA from Spodoptera exigua (beet armyworm), 839 nucleotides. NCBI's taxonomy places the organism in Eukaryota, Metazoa, Arthropoda, Insecta, Lepidoptera, Noctuidae. The record is from the annotation of a GenBank genome assembly.
AAAAUUCUAUGGGAUGGUACCUGUUUGCUUCUGCCAGUCGUACAGAUCUCAACAAAAAUGAAAUUCUUGGUACUUGCUCUGUGCGUGUGCGCCGCGGCUGCUGAAACCUUCCCCGGUUUCGGUGGUUUCCGCAACCCAGCUUACGCCCCAGUCAAUGCCGCUAAAGCUGUGGCCUACGCCCCGGUCGCCGCCGCCCAGGUCGUAGCCCAGGCUGCUGCCCCAGUCGUCGCCCCCGUAGCUACCCCCGUCGCCCAGGCCGCCGCUGCCACCUAUGGUGCUGCCAAACAGGUCGUCAACAAGGCCUACAACAACGAAGCUGAAGCUGGCAUCGUCCGUUUCGAAAACGACAUCAGCCCCGACAACAGCUACAGAUACACCUUCGAGACCCAAAACGGUAUCAGCGCUGAAUCCGUCGGUACCUACAAGCAGGUCGGCGAAGCCGGUGGUGUUGUCGCCCAGGGUGCCUACAAGUACACCGCCCCCGACGGUACCCCCGUGUUGGUGUCUUACGUCGCUGACGAAAAUGGUUACCAGCCCCAGAGCGACCUCCUCCCCGUUGCUCCCGAAAUUCCCCCCCAGAUCGCCCGCGCUCUCGCUUACAUCGCCAGCCGCACCGCCCAGGUUGAGAAGAAGUACUAAUUUAACUAAAUUAUUGACCUGACCUGACCAAGAUCAACUGAAGACAACAGCGAAUUCACGAUAAAUAACAAGUCAUGAUUAUAGGAAUACUGAUGUUGUGUUGAGUUGCAGAUGGAUUUCUGUAUAAAAUAAAGGAUCUGUGCCAUCAUUACAUACUUGUUUUCUUUUUAUUUCUUGUCUAAUAUAUGAUUGCAUUGAUG